UUAGUGUUUGUGUUUCUGCAGUUGGAGCGUCAGCUGCUGAUGCAGAAUCAGAUGCGUGAGCGUCAGAUGGCGAUGCAGGUCGCCUGGUCCAGAGAGUUUCUCAAGUACUUCGGUUCCUUCUUCGGUUUGGCUACGCUGGGUCUCACCAUCGGAGCCGUCAGAAAGAGGAAAGCGGCUCUGCUGGCUCCUGUGGUUCCUCUGAGCUUCGUCCUGGCGUAUCAGGUGGAUGCGGCCUACGGAUCGCUGAUGCACCGCAUGAGGGAGGAGGCCGAGAGCAUCAUGGUGUCUGAGAGCGAGCGUCUGGCUCUUCCUCAGGGGAUGCCCACGUUUGAGAGCAUCGAGAAAUCUCGCCGAGCCAAAGCGCAUCUGACGUCUCUGCUGGAGAGAUGAGAAUCCUGACGUCACCUCAGAUCGACUCCAGCAAUGUUUCCUCCGUUAGCUGAAGCUGGAAGCUCCUCUGAGAAGCUCUCGAUCUCAGCGCUCUAACACAAAGCCAAUAUUUCACCCAAAAUUGCUGUCGGUGUCAUUGAUCAACAUGUGAUGAGUCGAUUCUCAGGUGUUUUGGAAGAAACAUGUUGCAUGUUGAGAUUAAAUAUGAUUAAAAGAUGUCGUGUGUAAUUUCAUCUUGAUUCAUUAUUAUAAUGGAGAAUCCAACAGUGUUCAGUUUUUAUUGUGAUCAUGAUCUUUGUUC
This is a messenger RNA of Sinocyclocheilus grahami, 691 nucleotides long. It is a transcript of the gene plgrkt, whose product is annotated as plasminogen receptor, C-terminal lysine transmembrane protein. The annotation marks the transcript as partial. The transcript is spliced from 3 exons. Lineage: Eukaryota; Metazoa; Chordata; Actinopteri; Cypriniformes; Cyprinidae. Gene Ontology annotation, biological process: positive regulation of plasminogen activation. The record is from RefSeq and is a predicted model, not a curated record. Gene Ontology annotation, cellular component: plasma membrane.